AUGAUGAGUGUGACGAAGACGAGACCAAAGACGAUACUGGUGCCGACGGGAAAAUGGUGCGGCACCAGGAAAUGCACCGUCAAACAGACGCGCAAACAGAAAUACACCAUAGUAACCAACCAGCUGAUGUGCUGUAAAGGCUACGUCUACACCAGCGGCACCGACUCCUGCGCACCGGUCUGCAGCACCGGCUGCGCCAACGGCACCUGUGUAGAUCCCGACGUAUGCCAGUGCGCAGCGCUUCGCUACCUCGACCCUAAUACUAGAAACAAAUGCCUACUACCCACAUGCGAUCAUAUCAGCAGCGCUGUAGGUUUUGAUGGACCACUAUAUUUAAAUAACACAUUUUACCUCGAAUGUGAUACUGAAACAAGUUGCUUUGAUGAAUCAAAAGCAAUUAGUAGAGAGACUUAUUACCUUGAGUGUGAAGAAGUGGAAAUAAUUAGUAGAGGAAUAAUUAAUCCAAAGGAGCAUAAUGAAAGUACGACAGAGUCGUAUUUACUGAUAAAUAAGACUACAACAGAAUCCGAUGAUGAAUCAACAGCUGCAUAUGGAAAUUUGACAGAAGUUUAUAUAUUUACAAAUGAAACUACCACGGAUCUUGAAGGUCUAUCGAAUAAUGGUCUUGUAAAUUCAACAGAAGCUGAUGUGUUUAUAUCCGAAUCUUCCACAGCAGUUGAAAGCAUAUCGAAAAAUGAUAUUUCGAUUUCGUCAGAAGCUAAUGGAAUUACAACAGUAUCUACCACAUCUAGAUAUGGCAUAUUUAUAAAUGAUGAUGCAAAUUCGACAGAGACUAACGUGAUUACACCCGAAGCUAGCACAGAAGUUAAUGGUAUAUUAAAUCAUGAUGUAGCUAAUUCGUCAGAGGUUCAUGUGGUUACAACUAAAACUACCACAGACCUUUAUUAUGAAUUUAAAGAUAAUCAUAAUUCAACAAAAGCUGAUAUAUUUGACAAUGAAACUACGACUGAGCAUCAUGAUGUAUUGAAGGAUAUUAAUGCGACUUCAACAAAAAUAGAUGAAUUAAGUAAUAAAACUGAUGUUCAUUCAUUAAAGGCAGCUAAAGAGAAUUCUUCUGAUUCUAGUAAUGUCUUGGCUAUCCUGGGAUAUUCUUUAGCAGGGGUCGGAGCAACACUGGCCCUAGCUUUUGGAGCAUAUAGAUUGAAAAAUGCUGUACAAUCAGGAAGCUACUUUAUCCCUGAAACACCAAGACCACCGGGUUUUAUAGAACUAGCAUGAAAUAUU
Molecule: messenger RNA, 1245 nt
Organism: Cydia splendana
Lineage: Eukaryota; Metazoa; Arthropoda; Insecta; Lepidoptera; Tortricidae
Exons: 5
Coding region: 1-1239 (412 amino acids)
Source: RefSeq, a predicted model, not a curated record